AUGGAGGACAGAAUACAGUUCGACAUCAACGAUUCGCUCAAGUACUACUUGAGCGAUCCCACCUCCAUCCCUACUCCCGAUGCCGACCCCGAGCUGCUGGACUGCGAGUCCGAUCCUGAGCAGCUGUCCGCCGCCCUCGUGGACAAUGUCCUGAACCCCAUAGUAGACGCAGUGGCGGAAAACCCAGAAGGAUUGACGCGAUCCUCUUUCUUUGACUCCCUGCAACUUCUUCUAAAGUGCGCCCCGGUCCCUUCCCAACUCCCCCAUGGCCCAUCUGGAACCGACUCUGAACUCUUAAACUCUUGCAGAUACUCAACCCUUCUCCCCACCAAGUCACUCAGCAAACUCCUGGAUUUAAUUGUCUCGGGACUGUCGGUUGAGGCGGACAUGAUUCACAGUGACCUCGAAUCCGACGAGCAGGAUGCUAUCCAACACCACAAGCAACUACUGGAGAUGUAUGGAUUUCUCCUUCAGUGGGCUCUCUCCGCCGUCGAAGUCAAAGCCGCAGAAAAAUCGACCGAGGCCGCACCUGCGCGCCGAGGCGCAGGGAAAUCGAAGAAGGCGGCCAAGGAUGGCCAUUGGGACUGGACCCCGCAGAUCCAAAUAUCGAUGGAGACGAUGUGCAAGGUGAUGAAACUUAAACUGGGGCGCAUAUUUCUGACCACUUCGGAUCGUGACACAUUCAUUAAUUUGUUUACCCGAACGAUCUAUCUUAUUCUCGAGAGCGAGCAGCGCGUCAAGAGCAUGGCUAUUCGCAUGCACGCUUUCAAGGUUCUGUGCAUCGCGGUCAAGCACCAUGGCCACGCAUUCGGAGCGCAAACCUCAAUCGUGCAGAGCCUGACGUAUUUCGAGCAUCUGUCGGAACCCAUGGCCGAAUUCCUUCACAUCCUCGCAGAGCAAUAUGACUAUCCGCAACUCUCAGAUGAGAUCCUAAAGGAGCUCGGAAAUAAAGAAUUCAACUCCAAUGACACCAGAGGACCCAAGUCCGUGUCGGCAUUUAUUGUGAAGCUCUCUGAGCUUGCCCCCAGGCUGAUCAUCAAACAAAUGACUCUCUUAGCCAAACAACUUGACAGCGAAUCAUAUACCCUCCGCUGUGCAGUCGUUGAGGUCUGCGGGAACCUCAUUUCCGAUCUGAGUAGACAGGAAGAGCGCAGUGAAAAUUACAAGACCCAGAUAAAUGCCUUUUUCGAUGUCCUGGAAGAGCGAUUCCUCGACAUCAACCCUUACUGCCGCUGCCGAGCCAUCCAAGUAUUCAUGAGAAUAUGCGACUUGGAGCAGAAGUUCCCCAAGAGACGACAGGCAGCCGCUGAGUUGGCCGCACGAAGCUUGGAAGACAAGAGCAGCAACGUUCGUCGAAACGCCAUUAAGUUGCUCGCCAAGCUUGUUUCCACCCAUCCAUUUAGCGUUAUGCACGGUGGACAGCUUUCGGAGAAAGAAUGGACGGCCCGACUUGACAGUGUGGACGCCGAAUUGAAUGAGCUGCGGCCACCCGAAACCCCAGGGUUUGAGGGGGUCACUCAGGUGGUGGACCCGGACCUGUUAGACGAGGCCACUCAGAUGCCGGACGACUCUCCUUCCAAAGCGCCUCGCAUGACCGAGGAGCAGAAACAAGCCGAAAUAGAAAAGGCCGCGGAACAAGCAGCGACGUCUGAGUUGUUGACUCGGCUGCAAUUGACGAGGAAGUACUAUAAUGAGGCCAUUCGCUUCAUUGAAGUGCUUCACAGUGCCUCCACUGUCGUCUCACAACUGCUCUCAUCUCGCAACAAGAGCGAGGUCAUCGAGGCCAUGGACUUCUUUGUCGUUCUCGAUGCGUACAAGGUGGAGACGGCUCGCAGUGGUAUUCGCCGCAUGAUCCGUCUGAUCUGGACCAAGGGCAACAGCGAUGAAGGAAAGGGUGUCCAGACGCAUCUGAUUGAUUCCUAUAAGGGUCUCUUCUUUGAUGCACCAGACUCUUUCAGCCCCAACGAUGCUGCAAACUAUAUCGCUCGCAAUAUGAUCAGUUUGACAUUCGGUUCGACACCCGCUGAACUCACAUGCCUCGAGCAGCUACUUUCUACCAUGAUGAAGGCGGGCCAUAUAUCAGAGGCGGUGAUUGCCAAGCUGUGGCAGGUCUACAGUGUCCAAAAGAAGGAGAUCUCGCGAACCCAACGCCGCGGGGCAAUUAUUGUGCUCGGCAUGCUCGCUCUCGCAGACCCAGAAGUCGUGGUAAAGGAGACCGAAGCGAUGUUGCGAAUCGGUCUUGGAGGCUUGGGAAGGUCGGACCUUGUCCUUGCCAAAUACACUUGCAUUGCAUUGCGACGCAUGGUUCCCGGGCGUCAAGCGAAAUCCCGCGAUGUCGCCAUCUCCAAGCUUCCUAACGACCAUGCGGUCUUGACAAAACUCGCGUCUAUGCUGGAAAUUGUCUCGAAUAGCAAAGAGUGGUAUGGCGUGGCUGAGCAAGCAAUCAGCGCCAUCUACACUCUAUCCAAACACCCCGAUGUUCUUUGCUCCGACAUCCUUCGGCGGAAAACCGUCUUUGUUUUCUCACCCUAUGCGCAACGCCCCUCCUCUUCCCACACCUCUGCCGAAGGAGAGGACCAACGACCAGCAACAGCAUCGAGUGACGCCCAAGGAUCCAGUCCAAAGGCCUCAUCUGCUGCUCUCUCGCAAUUGCUCUACGUCGUGGGUCACAUCGCGAUCAAGCAGAUUGUACACCUUGAGCUGUGCGAACUGGACUUCAAACGCCGCAAAGCCGAGCAGGAGAAAAACAAGCCUGCAAACCCUGUUCCUCAGCAGGACGAAAACGCCGAGGACGAUGAGCUCGACCUGAUCGGUGGUACUACCGAAGACGAUUUCCAGGAUGCCAUGGCCCACAUUCGGGAACGCGAGCUUCUCUACGGUGAGAACUCUCUCCUGGCCAAGUUCGGCCCUCUCGUGGCUGAGAUUUGCGCGAACAACAAUGCGUACCCAGACCGCGACUUGCAGGCCGCGGCGACACUGUGCAUGGCUAAGUUGAUGUGUGUGUCUGCUGAAUACUGUGAGAAAAACCUGCCACUGUUGAUCACCAUCAUGGAACGGUCCGAGGAUCCCAUUGUGCGUAGUAACGCUGUAAUUGCACUCGGCGACAUGGCAGUCUGUUUCAAUCAUCUCAUCGAUGAAAACACAGACUUCCUGUACCGCCGUUUGAAUGACGACGAGGCCUCCGUGAAGCGCACAUGUCUCAUGACUCUCACCUUCCUAAUUUUGGCCGGUCAGGUCAAAGUGAAGGGUCAGCUGGGUGAGAUGGCCAAAUGCCUGGAGGAUGAUGACAAGAAGAUUGCGGAUCUGGCGCGCAUGUUCUUCACUGAACUAGCCACCAAGGACAACGCCGUGUAUAACCACUUCGUCGAUAUGUUCAGUCUGCUGAGUGCGGAGCGCAACCUCGAGGAGGUUUCGCUGCGUCGGAUCAUCAAGUUCUUGAUUGGGUUCGUCGAAAAGGAGAAACACGCCCGUCAGCUGGCCGACAAGUUGGCUGCUCGGCUACCAAGGUGCGAGACAGAGCGGCAGUGGAAUGAUGUCGCGUAUGCUUUGUCUCUUCUGCCGCAUAAAAAUGAGGAAAUUACAAAGUCCGUUACCGCAGGCUUCACCAAGGUUGCCAGUGCGGCGGCCUAG
Messenger RNA from Penicillium lagena, 3630 nucleotides. RefSeq names its product condensin subunit YCS4. Gene Ontology annotation, molecular function: histone binding. Gene Ontology annotation, cellular component: nucleus; condensed chromosome, centromeric region. Gene Ontology annotation, biological process: meiotic chromosome condensation; mitotic cell cycle; mitotic chromosome condensation. The record is from RefSeq and is a predicted model, not a curated record. The transcript has 5 exons. The coding region runs from base 1 to 3630 and encodes 1209 amino acids. Lineage: Eukaryota; Fungi; Ascomycota; Eurotiomycetes; Eurotiales; Aspergillaceae.